AUGAGCCAAGAAAUCCUUGUCACUACGGAUGAUCUGGGAGUCCCGACUCUCCGCCUGUACGAUCCAUCCAACGACGGAACGCCCACUGGAGACAUAUCAUCUGAGACCAUCAAAGAUAUCUCACCUCAAUCCACGUUUGUCUUCACUGACCCCGAUAAUCUCGGUUCCAUCUUCCGCAAUGCCGAGACUCACGAACAAAUCGCCAACCACAUGCGGCGACUCCGACUGGUCAUCUUAAACUCAAUUGCAGACGCCGCGCUCACUCACACGGAGGAAGAAGGCGGCGUUGACGGCCCACACAUAUCGCCCCUUAUCGACAAAUGGUGGGUCGCAUGUCGGGCCAUCCCAAGAGGUCAUGCGAUCGAGCAUGUGAUCUUCGAUCUGUCUUUUCCACGGCAAAUCGCCAAAAGGGAGAUUGUGAGGCUUCUACAGGGAAUGAGCACGACUAUGUCAAUGAAAUCGAGUGGAAAGUUUGAAUGCUACACUGAAGGUGACCUUGAAAGAAAGGCCUGGUUGGAGAAAAGCCUGGUGGGUUUGAAGAAGUCAGAGGACUAG
Aspergillus steynii IBT 23096 is the source of this 555-nucleotide messenger RNA. RefSeq lists its product as uncharacterized. The transcript has a single exon. Bases 1 to 555 code for a protein of 184 amino acids. The record is from RefSeq and is a predicted model, not a curated record. NCBI's taxonomy places the organism in Eukaryota, Fungi, Ascomycota, Eurotiomycetes, Eurotiales, Aspergillaceae.